This is a messenger RNA of Periophthalmus magnuspinnatus, 2770 nucleotides long. RefSeq names its product phosphatase and actin regulator 1-like. The coding region runs from base 728 to 2323 and encodes 531 amino acids. Gene Ontology annotation, biological process: cell motility; stress fiber assembly. The record is from RefSeq and is a predicted model, not a curated record. The transcript is spliced from 12 exons. Gene Ontology annotation, molecular function: actin binding. Lineage: Eukaryota; Metazoa; Chordata; Actinopteri; Gobiiformes; Gobiidae.
CCCAGUAUCCUCGCUCUGUGCGCAAAAACAAACGGCACACGCUGCGCUCUGGCUGUUUCUGUCCCGGGGCUGGUUGUUUUGGCUUUUACCUGUGGAGCUGUGACAGGAGGCCGUAAACACGAGCCACUGUCGUAAAUGUACCAGAAACUCGAGUGGAGACGUGAGCAGUGAGAUGUGGACCUCUAGUGGUAGAAAGAGAGUAUUACAGGCACAGUGAGUCAUCCACAGAGAGAGAGAGAGAGAGAGAGAGAGAGAGAGAGAGAGAGAGAGUGUGUGUGUGUGUGUGUGUGUGUGUGGGUGUGUGUGUGUGUGUGUGUGUGUGUGUGUAGAGGAGGAUUACGCAGAGGGAGGACAAGGAUUUUUAGCCAAUAAGCCUCUGUUUGUGUUUUUUAAUUUGAGAUAAAGCUUAUUUGAGCAGACACGCCCCCAGACUCAUCCUCUGGACACGUGAUCACGUGAUCAGAGUUUAUUUCACGUGGAUGACGCCUCUGUCCGCGCGCUCAUUAAACUCACAUCAGAGGUUUGUCUUCAUGUUUCUUGUUUCUUACUCGGGACCACGCUGGAGCAGCUGCCCCCGCCCCUCCCGGUGUAAACAGCCUCCUCCUCCUGCUGCUCCUCCUCUUCCUCCUCCUCCUCCUCUGAGACCUCCCCGUGCCGCGCGUGCCUCUCCGUGCGCCCGCAGGCAGCGCACGGCCCCGCAUUGAUCCGCGGACACUGGUUCAAAUUGAUGGCGACGUCUCCAGAGCUGAGCUCAGACCGACGCCCCGUCCGCAGACUGCGCUCCCGCAGCGACUCCCCGCGCGUGGCAGAAGCGCGACUGUCGCUCCACCUGCGUGCAGCUGAAGAAGCAGAGCGAUUUGCCACCAUGCGCUCAGAGGCCCUGCUGACUGGCACCCACACGCCGCCCAUUCGCCGUCGGAGCAAGUUCGCCACUCUGGGCCGCCUCCUGAAGCCCUGGAAAUGGAGGAAGAAGAAGAGCGAGAAGUUCAAGCAGACCUCAGCAGCUUUGGAGAGGAAGAUGUCGAUGAGGCAGAGCCGAGACGAGCUGAUCAAAAGAGGAGUGCUGAAGGAGAUAUUUGAGAAAGUGGAAUUCCGGUCGUCGAUGGAUGGCGGCGUCUGUUCUCAGGAGCCCCCCCUCAAGUCGUCCAUGAUUAUGCCCACCAAGAAAUCCGUCACGUUCCCUGGAGACCUGCAAGACCCGCCCGCCAAACCCCUGCUGUACCACAAACAACCACCAGCUCUGCCACCCAAGCCCUACUCCAGGAUGCCCAACUACAGCACAGAUUCUUGCCAGCUGAAGUUACCCAGCAUGCCCGGGGGUAAGCACUCUCCGCCCUUGCCGCCGAAGAAGGUGAUGAUCUGCGUGCCUCAGGGGUGUCACGACUCCUCCCCGUCCCCCACGCCCAACCCUCCGCCGGGCACCCACUCCCAAAGGUGCACCCCUCCUCAGGUGUUGCCCUCGCUCCACGGGCCGCCCUUCCUGCCGUCGCAGCUCUUGGGGCUGUCCGCUCUGCACCACCCGCUCCAGCUGCAGUACGGCGGUCUGCACGCGCCCAGCCGCAUCAUCGAGGAGCUCAAUAAAACGCUGGCGCUGUCCAUGCAGAGGUUUGAGAGCUCGGCCUUGCACAGCAGCGGUCAGUGUGCCCCUCUGGACCGGAGAGAAGUCCCCUCCGUCAUCAUCGACUAUGAGGAAGACAAAGAGAACCUGCCCAACGAGUCGGACUACGAGGACCUGCCCAGCAUGUACAAGGACGAGCACGGCGUGGACGACGACGACGACGACGACGACGAAGAUGACGACUCCAUAUUCACAAGUUCGCUCGCUCAGAAGGUGCUGAGGAAAGACUCCCUGGCCAUCAAACUGAGUAACCGACCGUCCAAACGCGAGCUGGAGGAGAAGAACAUCCUCCCCAUGCAGACGGACGAGGAGAGGCUGGAGUCCAGACAACAGAUCGGCACCAAACUCACGCGGCGCCUGAGCCAGAGACCAACGGCAGAAGAGCUGGAGCAGAGGAACAUUCUCAAACCUCGCAAUGAACAGGAGGAGAUGGAAGAGAAACGAGAAAUCAAGAGGCGAUUAACGCGAAAGCUGAGCCAGAGACCCACGGUGGAGGAGCUCAGACAGGCCAAAAUCCUGAUCCGCUUCAGCGACUACGUGGAGGUGUCCGACGCUCAGGACUACGACCGCAGAGCCGAUAAACCCUGGACCAGACUCACCGCGGCCGACAAGGCCGCGAUUCGAAAGGAGCUCAACGACUUCAAGAGCAACGAGAUGGAGGUUCACGAGUCCAGUCGCCAUUUAACCAGGUUUCACAGACCAUAGUCGACCAUCACUGUCUGGGGGCGGAGCCAGACGGCCGCGCUCCUCCACUGAAGACCUCAAGUGCUGGACAGUAAAAAAAAUUUAAAAAAUGGUGCCCGUUUCUACAAAAAAAAGGCCAUGCGUUUCUCAAAUGCCUUUUCAAAGCCCCUCCUCCCUCCAGGACACACCACGUCAUCACCGUAGUAGCACAGAGACGAGACUCCGGGCCGGGCCUCCGCUCUGGCAGGAAAAUACUCAACUUAAUCAAAAACGUGGAGAAAAAAAACCCGGACCGCCAUCGACCGUCUGCGGACUCCCCCGGGAAACUUCUUUUUAAAUCUCUUCUUUGUUAUGCCGUCACUUUAGUUUCUUUCAAAUCCAAAAUGGAUUUGUUGUUUUUUUUUUGUUUUUUUUUUUCAUGAGAUUAUCUUUCGUGCACCUGCUGGGACUUUGAGACUUUAAAGACUG